AGUUUAAAAACUAAUCAGGACAAAGAUGAGAUUACUCCCGAGCUUCUAAGAAAAAUAGGAGCUAAACAUGCUUCGAUGGUUCAUGCCGGUCCAAAUCCAACCCCUCAACAUCUCGAUAAUCUUUCAGAAAUCGCAUUAAGACAUAAAAUUAACCGUCUUGAUGCAGGGAAAAAUUAUGCUUUAG
Molecule: messenger RNA, 184 nt
Organism: Funneliformis mosseae
Lineage: Eukaryota; Fungi; Glomeromycota; Glomeromycetes; Glomerales; Glomeraceae
Source: the annotation of a GenBank genome assembly